Nerophis lumbriciformis (worm pipefish) is the source of this 2700-nucleotide messenger RNA. RefSeq names its product pyruvate kinase M1/2a (gene pkma). The record is from RefSeq and is a predicted model, not a curated record. Gene Ontology annotation, molecular function: pyruvate kinase activity; magnesium ion binding; potassium ion binding. Gene Ontology annotation, biological process: glycolytic process. Lineage: Eukaryota; Metazoa; Chordata; Actinopteri; Syngnathiformes; Syngnathidae.
UGUGUCGCAUCGACUGCACAUCUUGUAGUCCACAAUUGUCGUUGUUUGUGAUUGAUAUAUUUUGCAUUGUAAAUAAUAGCAACUAAUCGCCGUUUGCCUUAAAUAUGUCUGAAGUAGAAUGUCAGUGUGAUUGUGAUCACAGCCCCACCACCGUGUCUUUCAUGACCUCUCCAGAUCCCAGAAUAAUCGCCAUGCCUCAGACAAAGUGUGUAGACAUGGGCUCCGCCUUCAUCCAGACGCAGCAGCUCAACGCUGCCAUGGCCGACACCUUCCUGGAACACAUGUGCCUGCUGGACAUCGACUCAGAACCUACUACUGCUCGCAACACUGGCAUCAUCUGCACCAUUGGGCCAGCCUCUCGCUCCGUGGACAUCCUGAAAGAGAUGAUCAAGUCGGGAAUGAACAUUGCCCGCAUGAACUUCUCCCACGGCACACACGAAUACCAUGCCGAAACCAUCAAGAAUGUGCGUGAGGCAUGUGAAAGCUUCGAGCCAGGAAGCAUCCAGUAUAGGCCAAUUGGUAUCGCCCUGGACACCAAAGGCCCUGAGAUCAGGACCGGACUCAUCAAGGGGAGCGGCACAGCUGAGGUGGAGCUGAAGAAGGGCAACAUGAUCAAGAUCACCUUGGAUGACUCCUACCAGGACAAAUGCAGCGAAGAGAUCCUCUGGCUGGACUACAAGAACAUCACCAAAGUUGUGGAACACGGCAGCAAGAUCUACAUUGACGACGGACUUAUAUCCCUGCAGGUCAAGGAGAUUGGCUCCAAUUUCCUCAUGUGCGAGAUCGAGAACGGCGGAACCCUGGGCAGCAAGAAAGGCGUCAACCUCCCCGGCGCCGCCGUCGACUUGCCCGCCGUCUCCGAAAAGGACGUCCAGGAUCUGACUUUCGGCGUAGAGCAGGGCGUCGACAUGGUGUUUGCCUCCUUCAUCCGCAAGGCUGCCGACGUCCACGCUGUCCGGAAAGUGUUGGGGGAGAAAGGCAAGGACAUCAAGAUCAUCAGCAAGCUGGAGAACCAUGAGGGUGUGCGCAGGUUUGACGAGAUCAUGGAAGCCAGCGAUGGCAUCAUGGUUGCCCGCGGCGACCUCGGUAUUGAGAUCCCCACAGAAAAGGUCUUCCUUGCCCAGAAGAUGAUGAUUGGCCGAUGCAACAGAGCCGGCAAGCCUAUUACAUGCGCCACUCAGAUGUUGGAGAGCAUGAUCAAGAAGCCUAGACCCACCCGCGCCGAAGGCAGCGAUGUCGCCAACGCCGUCCUCGACGGGGCCGACUGCAUCAUGCUGAGCGGCGAGACCGCUAAGGGAGACUACCCUCUGGAGGCUGUGCGCACGCAACACAUGAUAGCACGAGAGGCCGAGGCGGCCACCUUCCACAGGCAGCUGUUUGAGGAGCUGAGGCGACACACCCACCUGACCAGAGACCCGUCCGAGGCGGUGGCAGUCGGUGCCGUGGAGUCGUCUUUCAAGUGCUGCGCUAGUGCCAUUAUUGUACUCACCAAGACUGGGAGGUCCGCCCACCUGCUCUCCAGGUACAGGCCCCGCGCCCCCAUCCUGGCCGUGACCCGUAAUGCCCAAACCGCCCGCCAGGCUCACCUGUACCGCGGGAUAUUCCCGGUCCUCUACACCAAACCCGCUAAUGAAGUGUGGGCCGAGGAUGUGGACAUGCGUGUCAACUUUGCCAUGGAUAUGGGCAAGGUCAGAGGCUUCUUCAAGGAGGGCGACGUUGUCAUCGUCCUGACCGGCUGGCGUCCAGGGUCCGGUUACACCAACACUAUGCGUGUUGUUCUGGUGGCUUGAGCUACCUGAACCCGUUUCUUUUCUCCACACACAACCACACUUUUCAUUCAUUUAUUCAUUCACUCCUCAUUCUCCAACGCCUCAGCUCUACCGGUGAACGACUACUAUACAAUCUAAUAUCAGCGAGAUCAGGCAGCCUGUUUUUGUAAGAACCAUUUAAGGUGGGUUAGUACUCUAGCGCUGUGUAAUUUUCAUUCCUGCGUCCAUUCCUUUCAUUAAAACAAUUUCAACGACGGGGCCUCAGAUUGACACACGUCAAGCAAGGAACUGCUGUAUGUAUUCACAUUCAAGACGCUUGUAUUCAAUGCGGUCCAAUCUACUGGUGCAUGCGCAUGGCGACUCUUUGUUUAGGUGAUGACGGGAGUUUACUAAACACUCCUCCUUGGUCAAGCAAUCGAGCAAAAUAGUGGCGUAUCCACCUCAGCAGAGUUUUGUGCAGUGCUGUGUGUAUGAAGUGUCCUCCAUGCUUUUACUAUAUGUCGCACUCCUAAUCCUACUCCAUUGUGUUACACUCUAUAAAAUACUUGAUUAUUAUAGUAAAUAGUGUUUUUAUUUGGGACAUCUAUAAUAACUUCUAUUUUGUCAAACUAGAUCUUUUGGAUGUCCCUCCCCGGUUGGAGCUUGUUACUGUAUUUAUGUUAGAUGUGUCCUAUAUCCCUCACCUGUGGUCUGAUCAUAUCUAAGUUGGCACUUAUGAUAAAAAUACAUGAAAAGGGCACUUUGAUGGGGUUUUGCCCCAAUGGAUGAUGGGUAAUAAACAUUUGAAAAUGUAUUGUUUGUCUACGUCGUGUGUCCGAUAUGCUUUUUGAUUGUUACGCUAGUGUAUAAGCAACAUGAAGAGGUCAUGUGUAGCUGGUGUACUGCGUCGUCACCAGACUGGAUUUCACCAUUAAAGAGACAAAAUACCGAA